UUCUCUGCAACAACAAUGGCAGCUAAGAUGUUAUUAUCACCACAUACACACUCUCUUUGUUCUCUUUCAUUUCAUGCCAAGACCCACCAAGUACAACCUUGGUUGGGGUGGCAGCAACACCCUCCAAGACCAAAGAAGCUUCAUGUGUCCCUUCAUGACCCUUCAUCAUCAUCUUCAGUUGUUGCCGACUACAUCAUCCACCAACAACAACUAAACCCUUAUUCUUUGGUGUUGCUUGCAGAAAGUGUCGGUUACUCUUUGGCCAGUUAUUAUACUUCUCUGGGUCUCUUUGUUAUAUCUGUGCCUGGCCUUUGGUCCCUCAUCAAACGUUCGGUCAAAUCCAAAAUUGUGAAGAAGACUUUUAUAGGGGAAGGUGAAAAGAAGGCACCAAAUGUGGUUGCAGGGGAGAUACUAUCAUUCUUCACUCGUAACAACUUUGCAGUGACAGAUAGAGGAGAAACAAUCACGUUUGAAGGAAUGAUGGUUCCCAGCAGGGGCCAAGCAGCACUAUUAACUUUCUGCACUUGCAUCAGCCUGGCAAGUGUGGCUCUUGUGCUUACCAUAACCAUCCCGGAUGUUGGCAAUAACUGGUUUUGGAUUACCAUCUUAAGUCCAUUGGCAGGCGCUUAUUACUGGAAUCGAGCAUCAAGAAAGGAGCAGAUUAAGGUGAAACUGAUGGUUGAAGAAAAUGGGACCUUAUCAGAGAUCAUCGUUCAAGGUGAUGACCAACAAGUCGAGCAAAUGAGAAAGGAACUCAAGUUUAGUGAAAAGGGCAUGGUUUAUGUUAAAGGCGUCUUCGAAAGAUGACACAUUUCAGGAAGACAGCAGAACGGAAUGUAAAGAAAUCAUCGACUGGACCUAUAAAAAAGGCCCCAGCUGGAACAAAUGUGGUGAACCAGUAUGAACAACCAGCCAGCUGACACACUUGAGUAUCGCCUCAGACACACCAAUUUAGUUAACUAAAAUAAUUAUGAUUCUAUCUGUUAAAGAAGUAUGUUAUAUAUAGCAUGUUUAGUGACUAGUUUAAUUUGUUGAAUACACGACACAACACAAUGUCGUACGCAUAAGCAAAA
Gastrolobium bilobum is the source of this 1073-nucleotide messenger RNA. RefSeq names its product protein COFACTOR ASSEMBLY OF COMPLEX C SUBUNIT B CCB1, chloroplastic. Lineage: Eukaryota; Viridiplantae; Streptophyta; Magnoliopsida; Fabales; Fabaceae. The transcript has 4 exons. The record is from RefSeq and is a predicted model, not a curated record. The coding region runs from base 16 to 807 and encodes 263 amino acids.